Molecule: messenger RNA, 4517 nt
Organism: Girardinichthys multiradiatus
Lineage: Eukaryota; Metazoa; Chordata; Actinopteri; Cyprinodontiformes; Goodeidae
Gene: plekhm1
Product: pleckstrin homology domain containing, family M (with RUN domain) member 1
Exons: 12
Coding region: 221-3457 (1078 amino acids)
Source: RefSeq, a predicted model, not a curated record
CAGCAACAGGAGGAGGAGUCGCUUGUUGUUGAGGAUGUAUAUCUUUCAGCUUAGGCUGGUUUAACAGAAAAAUAUGGAAAGCGACUGUACGCACUAAGAUUCGUUUAGGCAUUGAAUGCCCUUUCAUUUAGUUUACAACAAGUUCCUGAAGAAUACGGAGGUGUUUUUUUGGAGAUCGGGGACAGGUGCCAUGUGAGAAUAAACCUUCCCUGAAGGUGCCAUGCUUGCCACACAGAUGCCAGAAAAGCAACCGGAGGCUAAAGAUGUCAAACAGAUCAAAGAAAAGUUCGCCCUGUCUCUUAAAGCCCUCCAGAAACGAUAUGUGACAUCAGACGGUGUGGUCACCAGUGAGGACGGGAAUGCUAACCUCCUCUGCUCGGCCCUGGAGGCCAUUUUCAUCCAUGGUAUCAAGAGCAAAUAUAUCCGCUCCGAAGCUGGAGGCCGGAGUAAGAAAGGGGACCGAGGAGUCCUCCCUCAGCCUUAUUUCUGGAGCCUCCUCAAGACGGUCACCCACCGUGACGUGAUCACAGAGCUGGAGAAGAUCAGCUAUCUCAGCACAGAAGUGGGCCGGUGCAGAGCAUGGCUGCGGUUAGCCCUGAACCACGGCCUUCUAGAGUGUUACCUCUUGUCUCUGUUUCGGGAGGACUCCAUGCUGCGCGCCCACUAUCAGCCCAGUGCCUUGCUCCUGAAUGAAGAAGAACGUGAAGUUCUGCUCAGCUACCUCCAGGGUCUGGCUUCGCUUACAUUUAGCUUGUCUUACAAGUCGGCCGUCCUUAAUGAAUGGACCACCACCCCUCUGGCUCUUGCUGGACUCUGCCCACUGUCCCAGGCGGACGACCUCAAUGGCGGAGGCCAUCUCACCUCAAAGCCAGUUCGUAAGGAAUCGUGGGACACUUUGUCUCAGUCGUCGGGUUCGUCGGAUGCAUUGGAUGUGAAGAGAGUUUGCCCGAUGUUUCUUUCCGGCGGAACCGGAAUUUUACAAGGAGAAAAGACAGCACUUCACUCAUCUAAUUUGAGUCUAGACACCACAGGGUCCUCCCAGCUCUCCUCCAGCCUGAGCUCUGAUAGCUUCCUGCAGGGACAGGACCUCCGCAGCCCGACUGGAGAGCCGUGGUCUUCAGGUGACCUGGAAGCACCCAUUAAUGUCAAAAACGGCACCAAAAGGCACCAUAAAGAUGUGCUCUCUGAUUUCCAGGAGAGUGGACAGUGCAGUCAGGACUCGAUGCGCGAAGACUCAUUCGUCUCCAGCACAGGAGGCGAACUUUUCUCAGAAAACACAACAUUCAGCGGCUCAGACAGCGAGAACCAAGGCCAGGAUAUGUCAUUCCUAGACCCUGCAGAACAGCUGCAAAAUUCCGACCCAGAGCCACCUCCACCCUGUGUCCAGAUGCCAUCCGGUGAUGAACAACCUCAUGUCAAGGAACCACAUGAAAUCUGCAAUGGUAACUCUUCUGAUUUAUGGUCAGAUGCAGCAGUGCUCUCCUCCGUUCAUGAAUCUGUCAAGCGUGUGGAGGAAGAACACGUGACUGUGGUUCAGGAAAGCGCGGAGCCGGUUCAGGAAAUAAAGCAAACAGGCAGUUCAGAGAAGAACAGCUCCGAAUCACAAACACGCAAAGGAUCACAGCGCUCAGCGAGUAUCAUCACCAGGAAACUGUCCACAGAUUCACUCUCACAUUCACAUUCUUGGAUUUCUGAGGACGAUAUCUACAAGCCUCACCUGGAAGAGGUGCCCGAUAAUGAGGAGGCGUCUCCCACAGCUGACCUUAAGGCUUCCCAGUCUCCUCCCAGUGUCGUCCAUCGCAGACAAAUAGGGCUUUCCAACCCUUUCCGAGGUCUGCUGAAGCUCGGCCACUUGGAACGACGUGGUGCGAUGGGAUUAUGGCGCGACUACUACUGCGAGCUCUCUCCUUUCGAGUUCCGACUGUAUCUGAAUGCAGAGGAUCGUGAAUGUUGCGACAAUUGCUCGCUCCUGCGGUGUGAAGACAUUAGUAUCACAUCAUCAGAUUGCCGCUUUGAGUUGGCCUUUCCAGGAAAGCGGCUUUACCUCCGAGCAGCCAAUCAGGAUGAAGCCGAGGACUGGGUGGACCGUAUAGUUGAGGCUGUGAACAAAUGCCGACCAGCACCACACGAUGACGAGCAUUGGGAAGUGCUACAGCUAUCUGGAGAAAACAGAGUGGAUGAGCGUACAGUUUCAUGUCCAUCUUCUGCUCACUCAAGCCCUGAGAAACACUUGUCAUCCUCUGACUCAAGCGAAACGGCUCCUCCUCUGCAGGAGUUUGACUGGACUCGAACUGCUGACUUGGAAACAGAUGCCCUCAAAGAAGCUGUUUUGUAUCUAUCCACAGAUUCUGAAGCAAGGAUGUGGGCCCCACUGGUUUUUUCCCUUUCCUUGGAGGCCCUCAAAGGCUUUCGGGUACAGGAGGAAAGGAAGGUGUUGUGGCUAAACCAUCCCGUUGCUGAAAUUAGGGAUGUUGUUCCGGAUGUGUCCUUGGGAGGACCAGCCGUUUUCAAAGUCCUGACUGUGAGAGAUACACUAAGAUUCAGGGCAGAGAAUCCAGAGGAAGCUCGCUCCUGGAGAUCUUUGAUCCGUGGAGCUCUGGACUCGUACUUGGAGAGCGGAGAGGAUGGAAUUGCUGAGGAGCCUGUUCCAGUUCGAAGCAUUGCAGUGAAUAGUAAUCUGCAUAGACUGGUGCAACAUAGACUAAAAGAAAAUGGACCACUUCUGGGACAUCUUUACACAGUUCCAUCAGAAAAGGGGCUUGACACUCAGGGCUUUAAAUGCACAGGCUGUCCUCAGCAGAUUGGCCCAUCCAGAGGCAGAGCCAGGCUGUGUGAGUUUUCGGGCCAGUACUUCUGUGACUCCUGCCACAAGGGGGAUACCACCAUCAUCCCAUCACGCAUGGUGCACAACUGGGAUCUCACCCAACGAGAGGUGUCAAACAAGGCUCUGCAUCUUUUGGCUCAAAUAGAGCAGGAGCCUCUGCUGAACCUGGAGCAGCUGAAUCCUGACCUGGUGAGCCAUGCAGAAUCUAUGGCUCAGGCCCACAGCCUUCGACAAAGGCUACGUCUGCUGGGCGACUAUUUGCUGACCUGCCGCAGUGGAGCCUGCAAAAAACUCCACACCAGAAUGGGACAGCGAACGUACCUAUUAGAAUCGAGCCACCUAUACAGUGUCCUGGAUUUAAGACAGAUAGCAGAGGGCCAGUAUGCAGCCUUCCUGAACUCCCUGGUGCAGCACGCCUCUAAUCACGUAUUAAACUGUGACGUGUGCACUCAGCGAGGCUUCAUUUGUCAGAUAUGCCACUCUAAUGACAUCCUCUUCCCCUUCCAGUUCAACAGCACCACCAGGUGUAAAGAUUGCAAAGCAGUGUUUCACCUUUCCUGCAAGUCUGCCAAGAACGCUUGUCCUCGCUGUCAGCGAAUGAAGAAAUACCUGGAGAGAGAUCUGCAGGACUGAGAACUACAGCAAAACCUUUACAAUUGAACGAUUUAAGUUGAGCUUAAGUUUUUACAUAAAGUAACCUAAAGUGCAAUUACGAGAAGGAUGGGCCUGCCCCAACUGAUUGAACACUGAAGAGAGAUUCGAUGAAGGGAGCUCAGUUUUACAGAAACUAAUACUUUGCACUAAUUUAGAAGCUAUCAUACAGAACUGAUGCAACCAAAUGAUAAUGACCAGUGAAUUUAUUACUUCUAAAUACUGAGUCAGCCACAGCAUCAAAACAAAAGCAGGACAGAGGUGACAGCUCCUGCCACAAAGUAAAUCCAACACUUUUGUACGCUGUCGUCAAAUUAAGGUUUCUUAACUCCCUUUUUUACCAUCAAAGCUGCAUUCUGUUUUUGUUCUGAUGGUAUAUUCAGGAGUGAGGAUUAAAUAUUUAAAACAAUUAAAAGCAGUACUUGGAGUGAUCUAAUGAACUGAUUUUUAAUUGUGCCUUGUUUUUAUUUUCAAGCUUUACUUGAUUUCCUUUUGAUUUAUAGCUAUAACAGGGCCAAAAUGCAGAACACAGCUGUAUAUAUUAAAUAACAACCAUUACAUUUAUUUCAACUGUAGCAUUUGAUAUUUGGGUUCAACUUUUAAAGUGUAGUUAGGACACACCCCUGUUAUUUAAAAAUGAAAUGUAAAAACGAUUUUAAUUUACGUAAAUUCUGCUUUAAGUUAAAAUGAUUGGAUUUCAAUACUUGUAAAGGAACAAUAUGCUUUGCAUAUUUGCAAUGUAUCAGUUAAUUCGGCAGGAUGGAGCAGUGAUAUCUUUAAUUAUCUUUAACUGAGCAAAACGGUUUUUUUGUGUUUUCUCAGUAUUUACUACUUUGCUUUUAUGUCUUCAGAUUGCUGAAAUUCCAAUAAUUAUUAAUCAAAACUGCCAAGAACAAAAAUAAUUUUGAUAUAUGCACAACAUAUCACAUUUAAGAAGAGCAUUGAGAAUACUGCAGUACUGUUAUUGCUAGAUUGUACUCAUUCUGUCUUAUGUAUAAUGUAUAAAUGACCAUUCUGAAAUAAAAGAUUAUUGCAAUGGGAA